Prunus mume (Japanese apricot) is the source of this 2301-nucleotide messenger RNA. The record is from RefSeq and is a predicted model, not a curated record. NCBI's taxonomy places the organism in Eukaryota, Viridiplantae, Streptophyta, Magnoliopsida, Rosales, Rosaceae.
AUGAACCCAAAGAAGUGCGUUUUUGGAGUUCAAGCGGGAAAUUUCCUAGGAUUCUUGGUCCACCAAAGAGGCAUAGAGAUCGAUAAAAACAAAGCAAAAUCCAUCAUAAAAGCUUUGCCACCUAGGAACAAGAAGGAAUUGCAAAGUCUCUUAGGAAAAAUUAAUUUUUUAAGGAGAUUUAUAUCCAAUUAUGCAGGAAAGAUCCAGCCUUUCUCUUCUUUGUUAAGAUUAAAACAAGAACAAACCUUUAAGUGGGAAGAACAGCACCAACAAGCUUUUGAGGAAAUCAAGCAUUACCUCUCAAAUCCACCAGUUCUGUCCCCACCAAAGAGAGGCAGACCACUCAAGCUCUAUAUAUCUGCAUCAGAAGUAUCCAUUGGAAGUUUAUUGGUUCAGGAUAACAAGGAAGGAAAGGAACAGGCGGUUUAUUACCUAAGCAGAACUCUAACAGAAGUGGAAAGAAAAUAUUCUGCAAUUGAAAGACUUUGCCUAGCCUUGUACUUCACUGCUGUAAAGCUCAGACAUUACAUGCUGCCAUACACCAUCUAUAUCAUUGCCAAAACAGAUCUGAUCAAAUACAUGCUAACAAGACCAAUGCUAAGAGGCAGAAUUGGAAAAUGGACCUUGGCCUUGACAGAAUUUGCCUUCAGAUAUGUUCCUCAGAAAGCCGUCAAAGGACAAGCUGUGGCAGACUUCCUAGCAGAUCAUCCCGGAGAGGAGAUUGAAAAUAUGGACUCUUUAGACAUAGCAAAUGCAGAUCUAUUAACCAGAGCUCACACCUGCCUCAACAAUCCUAUCUACUCAGUUCAUCUUGCACCUUGGAAGUUAUACUUUGAUGGAUCAAAAACUGAUAUAACUUCAGGGGCAGGAAUUGUCUUGGAAGAACCACUUGGAAUCAGACACUGCUACUCUUUCCAAUUGGAUUUCCAAUGCACCAACAACAGGGCAGAAUAUGAGGCCUUAAUAAUUGGCUUAGAAAUACUGGUAGAACUAGGAAUCCAAUCUGUGGAAAUUCUGGGAGAUUCCAUGCUAGUUUUGAAACAAAUUGCUGGAGAAUACAAGUGCCUAAGCCCUUCUUUGGCUGUCUACUUGGUGGCAGCUAGGAAUCUUCUGACAGAAUUUAGGGAAGCCACUUGGGAACAUAUCCCAAGGGAAGAAAAUUUUGCGGCCAAUGAAUUGGCCCAGGUAGCAACAGGUGUACAAAUGCCCCAAGACUGUGUACAAAGAAUCAUCAGGAUAGGAAAGAAAAGCCUACCAUCUGUUCUGGCCAGAGGGAUGGAGAUAGAUGUCAAUUCUGCCACAAUCACUGAAGAUGAUUGGAGAAAUCCUAUCAUGACCUAUCUACGAUAUCCAACUUUGCCCUCUGAGAAGAGAGUCAGAAUCAUGGCUUUAAACUACCUUAUGUGGAAUGAAGAUUUGGUCCGAAAGAGCAAGGAUGAGGUGCUCUUAAGGUGCCUCGGAAAGAAAGAAUACAUGAAAGUUAUGGGGGAAACCCAUGAAGGAAUCUGUGGAGCACAUCAAGGUGGGAGAAAAAUGUGCUGGUUAAUUAGGAGAUAUGGCUACUUCUGGCCAACCAUGAUGAAAGAUUGCAUUAACUAUUCCAAGGGGUGUGAAUCUUGUCAAAGACACGGCCCAGUCCAGCAGGCUCCAUCAGUUCCCAUGAAUCCAGUGGUAAAACCAUGGCCCUUGAGAGGAUGGGCAAUGGAUCUCAUUGGUAAGAUCUAUCCAGCCAGCAGCCAGCAGCACUGCUUUAUCAUUGUUGCCACAGACUAUUUCACUAAGUGGGUGGAAGCCAAGGCUGUUAAAUCUACUACAUCUCAAGAGAUCAUCACUUUCAUAGAAGAGCAGAUUAUCCAAAGAUUUGGCAUCCCAGAAUCAAUCACAACUGAUAGAGGAUCCUCCUUCAUAUCCGGAGAAAUGCUGGACAUGGCAGAGGCCUCUCUGUCCUCAUCCAGCUCCAAUUCAGCAGACUGCCAGAUCUUCAGUCUCUCCAUUGCUUCUUCCACUGCCCUGGACUUUAUCUUACCAACAGGAGAGCUGAGCUUUUCCAACUUAUCCAGCUGGGCAUCUAGGUCCAUAGCUUCAAAUUCUGCCAGCUCCGGAUCAGCAAAAAAGGCCAUGGCAGAUGAACUUGCAAGGGAAUGUAUAGGCAUCUGUAGAAGGAAGCAUAAGUCAAAACAAGGCAGAAACAGAAAAGAAGAAAACAAAAAGUACAAAAGCACUCACAGCAACAAUCGGAGGCUGCGAGGGGAUGGUCCUCACUGCCAAGAUCCCAGCAGUUUUCGAUGUUUCUGCCUAUAA